AUGGUCCCCGUCCUCCGUACUCAUAGCUUUUCAUCUCUUUCACAACUUCUAGAGGCUCUCGGUUCCACACCCGAUCUCCAAUCCGCCGGCCAUACUCCUACCAUGGAAUCGACUCAUACACUUAUACCAUCUACCCGUUUCCCUAAAGACAAGGAACUCCCCCUCCCUCCUUCCACCCUGCCCCUCUCCCUACCAAUGAAAUCAAGACCACGAACUGACAACCAUCUGACUACAGCGUCAUCUUCCCUCCCUACACCUGCACCAGCCCUCACGAAACGCCGACAUGCUUUGCUCGAGCUUCUUACCUCUGAACGUGCCUAUGCAAGCGAUUUGGCACUCCUCAGGGAUGUGUAUAUGAGGUUGGCGUCUGGUGACUCAAGUUCCGAAUCCACCAAAUCUAGCUCCGGCACAUGCUCAUCCUUGUCCUCACGCACAGUCAGCACCGUCUCCACAUCCGACAUAUCCAUCUCAGGGCUAUGUCCACCGCCCCCACUGUCUGUCGCCGACACACGCAUCAUCUUCCGCAACAUAUCCGAACUUGCUGUUCUAUCUGACAUGCUCGUCUCAAAGCUCGAGACAGUGAUCGAAGAAGGAGGCAAGGGUAUGGGUGAGGUUUUCCUAGAAAUGGUACCGCUCCUCGCGCCCCCAUACACGACCUACAUCACUGCACACCCUCGCGCGCUCGCACAUCUCGACGUCCUCAGCUCGCCGCCGCAGCUCACGCCCCAAUUCUCCCGAUGGCUUAAAGAAAGCAAAGACCUAGUCGAGGCGCAUACACAUGCGUGGGACCUGCCGAGUUUGCUCAUCAAGCCGGUUCAGAGAUUACUGAAGUACGGGUUGUUACUGGGCGCUGUGAUAAGUGCUACUCCAGAGCCUCUCGGAAAUGAAGGGCUGGAUAAACUGAGAGAGGCGAAGCAGAAAGUGGAAGAAGUAGCUCGCGCUGUGAACGAGGGGCGAAGGCGUGUUGAAGUUGUUAGAGAGGUCCUCGGCUCUGGACAUACGAAAGACGGCCCUGGAGCAGGCAGUGUAGGAUCCAUUGGCAUCCCUAAGGUGGGCAAAGGCUUUAUCCACGCUGGAGAAAUAGAGCCCGACCCUGAAAACGCCGAGGCAGCCCUCCUCGCAGCUCUCGAAAGCAGGCUCAAGUCGCAUAUCACUAUCCUCUCCCAUCUCGCUCGUGAUGCACUAGGCUAUGCCCGGACUCUGCAUACACUCUUCGGAGCGCUUGUCAAGUGGGGAUGGGCGUUUGCAGGCGUUAUUGGCGUCACCAGCGAAGCCUUCGACGCGUUUCUAUCGCUCUGUAGCGGUCUAGUCGAACUCACACAAGAACUCGAGCACGAAAUCCACGCACACAUCCUCCCCUCUCUCCAAUCCUUGAAAAACUCAUCGGUUGCCCCACUCAAGCUCCUCAGCGCGCUGCACACUCUGCAUCCACUACACACGCACCUUCUGCACCUCCCGAUCACACGCAAGCACCGCCCGCCAGAGGCGCUGCUACAGGCAAGCCAGAGUUAUGUUGCAUUGCGGGGGCAGCUUGCGCUGGAGCUACCUGUGUAUGUAAAGUUGUUGGAGCGUGGCAUUGAUGGGGUGAUGCUAGACUUAGCCAGAGGGAUGGAGGCAUUUUGGGCAGUUGUGAGAGAGCGGUGGGGAGAGUUAUGGGAUGCACUGCGAGUGGAGGGGGAGGGCCUUGGAAGGGAUGAUGGCGAGACAGUACGUGUUUGGCGCGAGCGUUGGGGUGAUGUGUUGGGCGUGCUUGGGACGUUGGCGGUUGUCAAUCCGCCUAGGAAGAUCGAGCGGUUGCGUCCUCAAGGUGCCAAAACCGCCAACCUUGCUAACGCGCUUAGCGCUCUCGAGCCGCAGGCAUCACCGACACUGUCACGCACGUCCCAUGCCCACUCCAACUCUUACGACAUUACUGGUCGACGGCGCAGUGGGAGCACAAAUAACAUCCCCACCGGUCCUAUUAUACGCAAACCCUCCGAUGAGUCACUGCGUUCUGGCAAAUCUGGGAAGUCAGGCAAGUCACUUAGGAAUAGUCCUGGAACUGGAACUGGGAGAGGGAUCGAGGAUGUACCACCUAUGCCUUCUGCUCUACAGCCGCCAUCACAGUCUCGCAGUAGCGUCUCUCCACCACGCCUCAAGCCCGCACGAAUGAAGAGUCUGCCUGGACCUAUACUCAACAACAUACCCUUUGGACUCGACCCCCCACCAAGCCCGUCAUCGUUCGCCACAUUCGACGAGGAGCAGGAAGACAACGACAGAGACCGGGGACGUGGCUCGCAGAGACGACCGAGCUUAAAGAGUAAGUUCACAGACACAUUCCGACCGUCACAGCACAGAAGGCGGUCGAGUUCUGUCAAGAGCCUCGGAGCUCCGAGCUCACUGGCACCAAGUUAUCAUACCGCAGAUAGCGUGCUGCCUGCAUACCAAAUGCCAACCACGCCUACCCGAACUAGCUCACCGCAUACCCCCACUCGACGCACCACCGACUUGCAAGGGCUGCGUGCGCUCUACCAGUGUGCUGCCAUACAUAUGUGUAUUCCACCUGCUGGAGUGUCGUAUCGUGGUCUACCGUUCUUCGAGUUGCGAUCUGGUGACACGUUUGAUGUGCUCAGGGAGUAUGGACAUCCAAGCACACAUCCGGAUUUACCGUUAUAUGUGGAUGAUGGGGAGGAUUGUUUGUUGUUGGUUCGGGAGCUUGCUGAUGCCGAGGGUGGCAGGGACGCGAAAUUUAGGGGAGAGGUGGGCUGGGCGUUGGCGAGUUUUUUGGUGCCCUUGGAUUAA
Molecule: messenger RNA, 2781 nt
Organism: Suillus clintonianus
Lineage: Eukaryota; Fungi; Basidiomycota; Agaricomycetes; Boletales; Suillaceae
Exons: 12
Coding region: 1-2781 (926 amino acids)
Molecular function (GO): guanyl-nucleotide exchange factor activity
Source: RefSeq, a predicted model, not a curated record